Molecule: messenger RNA, 7365 nt
Organism: Cladocopium goreaui
Lineage: Eukaryota; Dinophyceae; Suessiales; Symbiodiniaceae
Source: the annotation of a GenBank genome assembly
AUGUUGCCUGUAGAGAUCGAGACCCCUGAAUCCAAUGCAGUUGUCAAGAACCCCAAUGUUCAUGAGUUUGACAUGUUUGUUGCAGAGAACUACAUGGUCACACCACAUGCUGUUCAUGAACAUGACAAGCCCUACGUUUUGUAUGACAAUCCCCAAAUCCUUUUGCAGUCGGUGAACGAUGUUGAGGGUGGUAUGAUGAUUGCAGAUACGGGUUGCCAAAGACAGGUGGCAGGUACACCUGCCGAAGCGCGGUAUGCCUAUCCAGCAGGACUUGGAGGCAGCAUGGUGGCAUUGGGGGUGAGUUCAGUUUCAUGUGAUGCACCAGCACUUUUUUCAAGACCAGCAUUUGAGAUUCUUGGUGCAGUGCCUGACAUUGGAAAGGGAGUCAUGUUUUACCGUGCCCUCAACAAAACAUCCAAACUCUUUUUGGCAUCCGGUCAUCUUGCAAUCCGGAUUGAUGAAUGGCCAGACGAAGUGUUUGACUGGCCCCUGAGCUUCAGUGAGCAAAGCAUGCCUGAUGUCUUCAUCCCUGAUGCGGUUCCUCUCAAGAUCAACAAGCUGGAUGUGGCUUGUGAACCGGCUCGUCGACCACCUCAUGCCGCCACCAUGGUGCUCAACUAUGCGGCAACGUCGAUGAGACCAAAGAUCAAAGACUACAUCUUGGACAGCUACUUCCCUCCGCAGACGGCGGUGACCAUGCUGAAGACUGUGACCGCGGCCAUGGUGCAGAAGAACAGCACGGCGGUCUAUCAGAACGACCCCAACACCUGCGGCCACCCAAGCGGCCUGAGGACUUACGGGGCAGCCGGGUACAAGGUGCACAUCUGCGACCUUUGCGGCAACAGAUGGCGAGAGAGCAAGGACAAGGACAAGUCGUUGAUCCUAUGUGCACCAAAAGCCUCACCAACAGCGAAGACACCGCUGGGGCUCAAGACCGGCGACCCCUACUUCCCAAAGAAGCCUCAGGGCGCGAUGGCUUUAGCAGAGGGACUACGGGCAAGCUCGUCCGAACCAUGGGGAAGUUCUUCAGCUGGUGCGCGGCGCUCACAGUCGCGCUCUCUGAGUGUCCAGACGUCCAAGGCCAAGGCCAAGCCCUCAGUCCGACUGACGGCACAAGCACUGGCAGCCCGACAAGUGGCCGAGAUGGAUGAUGUGAGUAUGGGCAGUUGGGAUCUUCAAGAACAUCCGCAACAGCAACCAGCUCCUUCGAUCUCCUAUGCCCCGUCAAUUCGAAGCUCAAGGGUGAUGCCAGGGCGAAGACCAUUGGCAAAGAUGGAACCUCAGCAGGAGGAGUUGACCCUGGGCACGAGCGGCGAGCAUGUCUGGAUGGCACGCGCAGCGCACUACAACAUGGACGAGGAGAACUACGAGGAGGAGCCAGAGGAGGAGGAGAUCGAGAACGAGUACUACGACGAGGAGGAGGAGGACCGUGGCUGGAUGCCACUGCGAUCUGGUCUUCAGAAGAGGCUUCUUGGAACUAUAAGGUCUGUGAGGCAAGCACUGACCGUGGAAGCUCGACUAUACCAACAACAAGUUGAUCGAGCCAGAUCUUUGCGGCGGCAUGGCUGUGACCUGGUGGACAUCUAUGGAGGUUUUGCCAACAUCACCGAAGAGGGCUUGCGACAAGGGCUGAAGGUGAUGCAACCAGUUGACAAAGUUCAUGGGAUCAGUUUGGAAACCAAAGCCGACCAUCAACAACUUCGGCAACUACUUCAUCGGCACAAGCCGUUUCUCUCACUUUGGGAGAUACGAUGUGAUCCCUGGUCACGCAUCCAACAUUUGAACUACAGCCCUGAAGAGCUUGAGACUCUGCGCGACCAACAUAGGUUGUCACUCCGUGAGAUGGCCACCACCAUUGUGGAGCUCUAUCAUCAAGGCUGCCACUUUCUUUUGGAAAACCCCUGGAGCACCGAGUUUUGGGAACAACCUGAACUUCAACCUGUUCUACAACUACCUGGGGUGCAGCUGAAGAAGGGUUCCAUGUGCAACUUUGGUCUACGUGGUGGCAAUGGACAGUUGCUUCGCAAAGACACUGGAUGGGCCAGCGACUUGACAGAGGUGCUGGAUGAGAUUGCCAUUCCAUGCCCAGGCAAUCAUGAUCAUGAACUUUGCCUAGGAAGCAACGCUCGCAGAGCCCAGAUCUACACGAAGAAGUUGGCACGUGCUGUGGUGAAAGGCCUUCUUUCUGCACUUCAACAACGAGGCGAUGAACGAUGCUUGCGUCACAGCGAGAGCUAUGCCAGCUGGGUUUCUACUUCUUCUACAUGGGCGACAUCAUCCGUGCCAACUUGGUCUAUGUGGACUUCAACGACCACAAGCACUACUUGGUAUGUGGAUGUCAACCAGAAUGCAGAAGCCUGGCGACCUCUGCUGAUGGAGGCGCGCGCACGGCUUGAGAAAAAGGUGCAAGCCACGGCAACAGUGAAGCCAGACACGGCUUACCAUGAGCAGAUUCAACAACUGGCGCCUUGGAAACUGAAGUUGGUGCAGAUCGCACGCUCUCCAAAAGUUCGAAGGCUACCACUUCAACUGAUGCAACGGGAGGCCGUGACCCACAGAGCGGCGAUUUUGCAGUAUGAGUCCGGCCACAUUCACAUUGAAUCUGAGCUGGUCGAUGACAUCAAGAAGAACUCAGGUGUGCGUUUUGACACGCCCGUGGCCUAUGGCCUCUUGAUCUAUGGCGAGGCGCCCAGCUCCAGCUAUGACCCUGACGAGAACAAAAAGCAUGAACAACCAUCCAAGCCAAGGGCCUCGUCUUCAGCGACGCCUGAGAUGUCCCACCUUGAGCCGGAGGAGCAGUGGAUGCCCCAUCAGCCUGGUGCAAAAGACAUCACUUUUCCAGGACUUCAUCAAGGAGUUCCACGCUGGAUGUUGUCAGUGCUUAUGCGGGUGCAUGUGAACUUGGGACAUCCUGGAAAAGAAGCUUUGGUGCGGCACUUGGCGCAAGCAGGAGCAAGUGGUGAAGCCCUUCUGGCUGCAAAGCACCUACAUUGCCGAGUAUGUGAACGAACCAAAGCUCCCUCAACGGCAAGGCCUUCAAAGGUUUUCCAAGCCCGACGUUUUGGAGACCGACUGAUGCUGGACCUGGUCUUCGUCAGAGAUGUGACGAGCCAUUUGCACACCUUCCUCAGCCAGGUGGACGAUGGCACCACUUACCAUGUCAUGGACCUCCUAACCAGCCGAACAUCUGAAGAAGUUGCACAAGUGCUAUCCAGAGGAUGGUUCAAGUACUUCGGCUUUCCAGACGAGAUGCUGCUGGACGCCGAGGGUGCAAUGCGUGGCUGGGACUUUGAGGUCAUGUGCGCCCAAGCGGGCAUCAAAGUCAGGUUUGUGCCGCCUGACGCACACUACCAGAUUGGCAAGGCAGAGAGGCAUGGGCAAGCUGCAAAGCACAUCAUGAAACGAUUGAUCAGCCAGUUUGCGGUGACGACCGCUGAUGAGAUGCAGCAGAUUGCAAACAUGGCCUGCUUUGCCAAGAACACGAUGGCCAGAAGAUCUGGCGCCUCACCAUGUCAAUGGGUAUAUGGCCGUGCUCCCAAGGUUCCAACAGCACUUUUGAGUGAGCCUGAUGCCAUUGAGGCCAAGCAGGUGAUCAGUGACAGCGAGAGGCUUCGCAGAAUUGAAGAACAACGACUUCAAGCCAUGCUGCAGUACCUGCAGUUUGAGCACUCGGAAGCCCUCCGCAAAGCAGUGCUGCGGAAGUCCAGACCUUGGAGGGGUCCUGUCGAAGUUGGGGCUCGUGUGGCUUACUUCAGACAGAAAAGCCAAUUGGAUGGUGAGGGCACAGCUGAAGGAUAUCGCCAAGGAAUUGUCAUUGGCAUCGACCCUUCACCAACAGGGUCAAUUUGGGUCCGCAACAAUCGUGGACGCUUGGUGCAGGUGGCCCGCGAACAACUUCGAGGAGUUGAAGGUGAGGAGUUGUGGACACCAUCGAUGGAAGACUUGAAGAUGCUGAGAUCUGCAGAAGAAGAUCUGAGCAAGAAAUUUGCUGGAGCUCAUGACCAGCGAGGCCCAGCUCCUCGAGAGCAUGAAGAUCGCUUGAUCUUGGAUGCAGCUGGUGAACCUCAACCUCAAGCGGGAGAAGUUCCACCUCUUCUACUACCUGUACUUCCUCUUCAAGAUGCGGCUGCAGAGCCUGCUGCCCUUCCUGCACCGGCUGUGAGCUUGCCAACAACACCAAGAACCAGAAGGCUGAAGAUGCUGGCAGAUUCACCAACACCUGUGCCAAAGACACCAAAGGUGCCAAGACUUGCUGCCGCGCCUUCAACGCCACCUCCACAACCUGAGACUCAGAAUGUGGAAACCGGCUGGUUUUUGGACCCUGAUGGCCGACCCACUGUGGUCACCGAGAAUGCCAGUAGCAUUCCAGUACCUGGACCACAGCAUGACCCUGAGCACUACAAGUUCAGAUCUACAUGGUCUAUGCAAGAUGGCAUCUGGAAGAAGCUUGAAGACCGAGUACCUUGGGCCAAGGUUUCCAAGCGCGACAUCACCCAAGAUGGCAAACCUGUGGAACGCUUGGUGACUAGCUUCAGCCCUGACCAGGCGGUUGGUCACAGGCCAUCAAUUGAGUCGACUAGUGAGACUCAACGUGGUGUCAAGCGUGAUGCUGAACAAUCUGGUCUUCCUCCAGGACGCGACCAACCCACUAUGAGUGAUGCACAACCAUCUGCCGCUGCUGGACUUCCUGCUGGAGAAUCACAACAAGCGGGAGUACUUGCAGUUUUUUGCGGAGAAUGCGGUUGUGCAGAUCAACAACAUGAUUUGGAAUUUGCACAGUGUGUGAGGUGCAACUCGCGCUCCUUUGUCACCGAUCCUCGCCAAGUGACAAAUUGGUUUGACGAAGUUGAAGAGCGCCAUGCACUUCAGCAAUUACAAGACUUUGCGUAUGUCCCCAAGGCCAAACAAUGGUCUGAAUUCCCUCGAGCUGGAGUACAGGAAACUACGCUCCCUGCCAGAGAUGUGAUGGAUGAGAUCUACGAGCAUGAAUCCUACGUGCUGGAUGUUGGGCAGGCUUUUCAACAACUUCCUGACGGAGCACGACAAGAUCACAGCUGCGCGUGGAGUGUAGCCACAAAAGUGGAUGAUGACUCAGACUGGCACUGGCAAGAAGUUUUCCAGGACAUCAACAUCGCCCUGGACACCUUGGACGAGAACUUGAAAGCAUUGCCGGCAACGACAAAGACCCUCUUCAUCAAGCACCAGAUGAAGGCAGACAUCAAACCUGGCUGCCGAAAAGUGGGCAUGCGGAGGUAUCCGCUUGGUCGUCGAGAGCGACACUGGCUACGACGACAUGGCCGGCACCUCAUCAACCUUGUUGGAUGGGAUGGCUCACCACCUGAGCUACAACCUCUUUUUCAACAAGAUGACUUCUCCAAGGUGUACUACUCCUACGUCACGGACAUUGCCAACAAGAAGUUUGCAACCAUGGACCCUGAGGUCAACAAGGAUGCUGCAGACUUUGAGCACAAUCAGCGGCCUUCCUGGGAAGAGACUUCAUGGACUGCAGAUCCAAGACCUGACAGCUUCAGCGUGCAGUUCACAGAGACCCAGACCUUCACCGGCCCGGAGUCCAGUGAGGAGGAGAACGACAUGGAUGAGACUGCCGGUAUGGGCAGAGCUGCCAAACAAGCGCUCAAGAAGGAGACGCCUUGGAGAACAAUCUCAGCAGAAGACAGGCCCAAAUUCAUCAAGUCCAACCAGGAGGAGUGGAGUGAAUGGCUGAAAUGGUCCAGCUGCAAAGCUGUUUACCCUCAACCUGGUGAGAUUGACGAGAAGCUGAUUUUGCGAUCGCGCAUCUGCUAUCGCUGGAAGCCGAAAGAUGGUGGCAAGUGGUUCAAGCCGAAGAGCCGCAUUGUGGUGCUUGGCUUCUUGGACCCACACCUGCCGCUGCUGAGCAGGGAUGCGCCGGUUUUGGCCAAGAGCACUUUCAUUCUGAUCGUGCAGUGGGCAGCUUCUCACGGAGUGUCACUAUGGAAUGGUGAUUGCAAAUCAGCGUUUCUGCAGGGCGAGGCCGACACAGAGAGGCCAACUCAGCUCUACAUGAAGCCACCUCAAGAUCCAAUUGCACUUGAUUCAGUUCCUGAAUGGCGGCACCCUCUUUUGCUCUACGCCCUCAGUGCUCCAGUAUAUGGACAAGCUAAUGCACCGAGGAGAUGGUUUUUGCAUGUUCUUCACGUUUUGCUGGACAAGAACUGGGUGCAACAUUCAUUGGAUCCUUGCUGCUUCCUUCAGAUCGAAGGUGAAACUGUGACGGCCGUUUUGGGCAUUCAUGUGGAUGAUAUCAUUUGCUGCUGCCUCAACGGCUAUGAGCACCACCUGGAGGUCGUCAAGCAGUCCUUCGAGUGGGGAUCCGAGUGGGAGAAGGAUGACUUUGUGUUCACAGGGCGUCGCCUCAGACGCAUGGAAGAUGGCUCCUUCCGCAUUGACCAGGAGCACUAUGUGGCCGAUGUGCAACUGACACGCAUCAAGCAUGCGGAUGAGGAAUUGCUGUCUGACCACCCUGAGCUGAUCACAGAGUUCAGGUCAGGCAUUGGGAGCCUACAAUGGUUGGCUGGAACUACACGUGGCGACCUAGCUGCUGAUGUUUCGCUCCUGCAGAAACCUCCACGUGAGCUGACAGUGGGCGAUCUCAAAGAGAUUAACCGGGUCCUCAAGUAUGUCAGAGCCACUGCCGAGGCCUACUUCACUGUGAACCCCAUUCCGCUCGCCGAGCUGAUCUUCGUGGCCUACGAUGAUUCUGGAUGGGCAAAUGCCCCUGGAAAUAAAAGCCAAGGUGGACUUGUGGUGUUAGCCACCACGAAGCAGUGCUUGGAAACACCCCAGCAAGCCUCUAUGCUGGAGUGGAAAUCCUACAGGCAUCAGCGAGUGCUACGCAGCACACUGGCUGCCGAGGCAGCAUCCUUGGACCGUGCCUUCGAUGUGGGCAAUUUUCUGGCUUGCACCUUCAGCGAGAUGACCUUUGGUGGAUACAAGGCAACGACAGCCACACCAAUGUACGAGGUGAUCCCAGUGACAGAUGCCAGAAGUUUGUGGGAUGCUAUCCACAGGCUUAGCACCACCUUCCAGGAGAAGCGCGUGGAGAUUGACGUGGCGGCAUUGCGCCAAUCUUGCAGGGGUCUACGAUGGGUUCCCACGGAACAACAAAGAGCCGAUGCGUUAACAAAACGCAGCCAUAGCCUACGAGACUCCUUCAGAAAAUGGGCACAAGCUCCCGUAGUUGUGCUGACGGACUCACGAUCAGCCGAACAUGAUGUAGACAGUGCAGCAUGGAAAACCCCCAUGUCAACCAAAGAAAAAUCAAACCAGUGUCAUACCGAUGAAAUGUGUCAUGGAAGCAAGCAUGUUGGCAUGACAUGGGGAUAA